This is a messenger RNA of Nicotiana tabacum (common tobacco), 1235 nucleotides long. Its product is annotated as photosystem I chlorophyll a/b-binding protein 5, chloroplastic. NCBI's taxonomy places the organism in Eukaryota, Viridiplantae, Streptophyta, Magnoliopsida, Solanales, Solanaceae. Gene Ontology annotation, cellular component: membrane. The record is from RefSeq and is a predicted model, not a curated record. Gene Ontology annotation, biological process: photosynthesis, light harvesting.
CAUUUGUAGAAUGGACCUUUGCUUAUUCCCACAUGACCACUGCCCACCAAUUGAGUUUGUUGUGGGAAGUUGAUAAAGAAUAAGAUAUGGACAUUGCAGUUGGAAGAAACAUCCAAAUUCUGGCAUUCUCUGGUUCAUCUUUUCAUGGAAAGAGUAUAUGUAAAACUUCUGUAGCUUUGAAAGGAACUAAUUGGCCUGCUAGAACAGGACAUUCUUUAAGGCAAUGCAGAACGGCGGUUAGAGCUCAGCAAAGGCCAACAUGGCUUCCUGGGCUUGACCCUCCACCCUAUCUUGAUGGAACUCUUGCUGGAGAUUUUGGGUUUGAUCCACUAGGACUUGGAGAGGAUCCUGAAAGUUUGAGAUGGUAUGUACAAGCAGAACUAGUUCAUGCCCGUUUCGCCAUGGCUGGGGUUGCUGGAAUUCUUUAUACAGAUUUGCUUCGAGUGACGGGAAUAAGUGACUUGCCAGUGUGGUAUGAAGCGGGAGCUACAAAAUUCGAUUUUGCAAGCACAAGAACUCUUCUCAUUAUUCAACUAUUAUUGAUGGGGUUCGUUGAAACAAAAAGGUACAUGGAUUUUCUAAACCCUGGCUCUCAAGCAAAAACUGGAUCCUUCUUUGGGCUAGAAGCUGCAUUAGAAGGCCUUGAACCAGGGUAUCCUGGUGGUCCUCUACUGAAUCCUCUUGGAAUUGCAAGAGAUAUAGAGAAUGCUCAUGACUGGAAGCUGAAAGAGAUAAAAAACGGACGGCUAGCUAUGGUGGCUAUGUUUGGCAUCUUUGUCCAGGCUUCUGUUACCCAUGUUGGUCCUAUCGAUAAUCUGGUCGAGCAUCUCUCCAAUCCAUGGCACAAAACAAUUAUCCAAACCAUUUCUGCAUCUGGUUCUUGAUCAUUUAGAGUAUAUAUGUUUCAUGACAUACUGAUAUGUGUUCAUAUAAAGGCUACUUAGUGAAGCAAGUCAACCUUCUGUAAGAAUUCAUGCGUAUCAAUCGUUUCCUACAAUUAAUAUAGUGGGACAUGUAGUAGAGAGCAAUGGUCAAUGGGAGGAAAUAAUAGGCUAGUAUACAGGACAGAAGAUGGAAUCAUAUGGUUUCAAUACAAAGAUCAAACACCGAGUGAUCUGAGGAUGUUCUUCAGACGACGAGGAAAAAACUUACACAAACUGGCCGCACCAAACAAUAAGUGCAAUAUAUGUGCCUUACAUAUAAACUAUUAUUACCCAUGAUAUGUUUUCUUACUA